This is a messenger RNA of Strigops habroptila (Kakapo), 5237 nucleotides long. It is a transcript of the gene NIPAL3, whose product is annotated as NIPA like domain containing 3. The record is from RefSeq and is a predicted model, not a curated record. Gene Ontology annotation, cellular component: membrane. Bases 673 to 1899 code for a protein of 408 amino acids. Gene Ontology annotation, biological process: magnesium ion transport. Gene Ontology annotation, molecular function: magnesium ion transmembrane transporter activity. The transcript has 12 exons. NCBI's taxonomy places the organism in Eukaryota, Metazoa, Chordata, Aves, Psittaciformes, Psittacidae.
CCCGGAGCCGCCACCGCCCCCGAGGCGGGCAGCGGCCGCCGCACACCGGCGGGUGGGGUCGGUGCCGCGGAUCUCCCUGGAGCCCCGGGCCGGGGCACGCCCUUCUCUCCUCCCCUCUGGGCCGGGGCUCCAGGAGGCGCCUGCCUGCAGCAGGGCUGUGUCGGUGCCGGCACCGUCCCGCCCCGCCCCAAACGAGCGGCGGAACCCGGCUCUCCCCGCCCGCCCCCUCGGAGCCCUGCGCCUCAGGUGGGCUCAGCCCAUAGGCUGUGCCAGGCCCCGCCCCCGCCCGGCAGCCAAUCCCCGCGGCAGCCCAGCGGAGUGGCAGGGCUGGCGGCAAACCGGAGGGGCCGGGCGGGAAGCUCUGGCGGCGCUGGGCCGGGAGCCGAGUGUCACCUCGGAAGAAUAUAACCUUGCUGCCCCACUGACCGGCUGGCAAUAUUGGCUCCUCUACACUCUUGCCUGCAGUGCCCACUGUAUCUCAGUGUAGCCCAGACAGGCUACAGAGACUUUUUUGGGGCUCACCUAAUUGUUGCUUGUCCAAGAAAACAAGAUGGAUGGGAAGAAGUGGUACAAAGUUAUGGAGAAGGUGGUUCCAGCAGGGUCCAAGUCUCUUCUUUAAAGAGAAGCUCCAGCAUCCAGGAGGCUGAAAAGCAAACACUCCAAUCGGUCAAAAUGGAAGGAGGCAACAGUCCAAAUCUACAACUUCAGCAACUCCCACUGGCCACGGCAGCAGUUUCUGUGCAGCCACACACUGACUCCUUUUCGUACAAGGAGAACCUGAUUGGUGCAUUACUGGCUAUUUUUGGGCAUCUUGUCAUCAGUAUUGCACUCAACCUCCAGAAAUACAGCCACAUCCAGCUGGCAGGUUCCAAAGACCCCCGAGCCUACUUCAAAACCAAGACGUGGUGGUGUGGACUGUUCCUGCUGGUGCUGGGAGAACUGGGAGUGUUUUCCUCUUACGCCUUUGCUCCUCUUUCACUGAUUGUGCCACUCAGUGCAGUGUCUGUUAUAGCAAGUGCAAUCAUAGGAAUUAUAUUUAUUAAAGAGAAAUGGAAGCCCAAGGAAUUCUUGAGGCGCUAUGUUUUGUCCUUUGUAGGCUGUGGUUUGGCAAUUGUUGGAACUUAUCUGCUGAUAACAUUUGGACCUAAUAGUCAUGAGAAGAUGACAGGAGAAAAUAUCACUAGGCAUUUAGUGAGCUGGCCCUUUCUGUUGUAUAUGCUUGUGGAGAUCAUCAUGUUCUGCCUGCUGCUGUAUUUUUACAAGGAGAAAAAUGCAAACUACAUUGUAGUUAUUCUCCUGCUGGUAGCUUUGCUGGGUUCCAUGACCGCGGUGACGGUGAAGGCUGUGGCAGGCAUGAUCCUCGUCUCCAUACAAGGAAACCUGCAACUCGACUACCCCAUCUUUUACAUCAUGUUGGUGUGCAUGAUUGCAACAGCCAUCUUCCAAGCAAUGUUUUUGGCACAAGCCUCACAGCUCUAUGACUCCUCCCAGAUUGCCAGUGUUGGCUACAUCCUGUCCACAACAGCAGCGAUCACAGCAGGAGCAACUUUUUACUUGGACUUCACCGGUGAAGAUGUUCUCCAUAUAUGUAUGUUUGCACUUGGGUGCCUCACAGCAUUUCUAGGUGUCUUCCUGAUCACAAGAAAUAGGAAGAAAUCUGUACCAUUUGAACCGUACAUCUCGAUGGAUGCUAUGCCAGGCAUGCAGAACAUGCACGAUAAAGGGACUGCAGUUCAGCCUGACCUCAAAGCUUCUUUCUCCUACGGCGCCCUAGAGAACAAUGACAACAUGCCAGAAAUCUAUACUCCAGCCACGCUGCCGAUCGUGCAGGAGCAGCAUGGCCCCAAAGGAGCUUCUGCUCCACCCUACCGGGUGCUGGAGCACAGCAAAAAGGAGUGAGUGACCUUUAAGGAACUGAUUUGAAUUGUCAGAAGUAUGACCUUUAUUUAUUUACCUAUGAAAACAUAAGCAAGUGUAAAGCCAACCUUGAUACAGUUUAAAGCUCGUCUGAAGCUUAACUUUCAAGGCUGAUUAUGAAAAUAAAGAACUCUCUAUAGCUAUGAAGUUGAAUGCAUUUGUCUUAGCAAGAAGUAAAUCCUCCACUGAAGGUGCUGCCUGGAGCGGUGAGUGCAGUAUCCCGGCAAUAUGGAACCGAUGGGAUAGCCAAUGCUGUGAAAACCUGGAGCAGUGGGAAGAGAAGUGACUGGGCAGUGGUUAGUCCUGCUGCGAGUGGGGUUUCUCCAAAUAGAUAUUUCCAGGAGUUGCUUGCAGAGAGAGAAGGGCAGCGGUUAAUGUUCCAUCUGUAGAGGAUGUAGUGGUUUCCAGAGAAGUUGUAACUCCUCAUGUCUCUGGCAUGACCACCAAACACCUUAACAUGGCAAUAAAAUGUAAUUGUGUUCAAGUGCUAAUACUGCAACUUUCUGUGUCUUUAGAGCAGCACAACUGGUUAGAGUUAGCAAGCUGCUUUGGUCCUCCCCAACAUGAAUCUUGGGCACCUCCUGUACAGCUGUUCCGUUUAGUGUUGAGCACAUGCCCUGAGUAUGUGAAUUGUUUUUAUAGCACCACAGGCUUAUAUGGCAGCUUAGAACAGAGAUCACUUGCCAGUUUUCUGUUUCAUAGCAGGAGCUUCUAGUUGGGUUAAAUGCUGCAGAGGAAACACUGUGAAUUAUGAGAGCAAGAAGAAAUGAGAAGAGUAACGUGGCUGGUAUCUGAUGGGAAAUUUUUGUAGCUCUUUAUGAGGUCCUGAUUCUCUGUCAGUUUUAUUUCCUUUCUGGUUGAGGCAGGACUGCCAGCUUUGUUCAGUGGCCUUAAAUGCGUAAAGGUGUUGAUAUUCCUCAGUGAAAAAGCUCAGUCCAGGUGCUGUAGCUGGGGUGUCCCCUCUUUUUUGCCUCUUAAGGGUGGGGGGGGGGGCAAAAAAAGGGUACUAGUCUAAUACUGUGAAGGAGCUAAGGAGAAGAAAGAAGCAUGCACAGUCCAGCACUCAGCCAGUGAAUAAUGGAGCAUUGUGUACUCAGGAUAUUUAUCUUUCCAGCUCCCAAGAGAUGGCUCGAAGCUGAUACGAAGGGAGAAUAGACACAAGGGGGGGAACUUGUCAAGGGAAAAGGACAAAGUACAACAAUUACUGGCAUAUGCAGGUUCUACUGGUGCUUUGAUAUCCUCAUCUUCACUAAAGCUACUGUUUUACUGGGAAACAGAAGGUUAAGGCCACUUGGUGUGACCUGGGCUCUGUGCAUAGUGGAGUGUCUCCAGGACCUCAGAAGACUUGAUUUGAAAUGAACAGUGCUUGUGUUCGGUGUGUUUUUAAGUGGUUACUCUAGUACCAGGGGGUUGGGAGGAUCUUGGACUUGCAGCAGUGGCUUUCUGCAUUUAUUUAUUUGACUCACAGCCAGUUUCUGGUUCCCAUUACUAAAAAUUCCCAAGAACUCCACUGACUUUAUAUAGUUAUUCCAGAUUCUUGCUGUCGUAUGUGACAACAGAACUGCUCUUUUGCGAAUGUUUGCCUUGCAGCUCUGAAUACCAGUUCAGUCUGGAAAUACUUGAGAUUGCUUUAGCAUUUUUGUGCUUAGAAAAAUGGCAGCCUUCCCCCCCUGCAAAAAGCAGAUGCCCCGUUGCUGUCCGUGUACCUGUGUGGAGUUUCUUCACCAGCUUGGAUGUCUGACAAUCCCGAUGUUAUCAGUGGCAUCCCAUAUGCUAUAGCAUAUGAAACCUCAAGAAACAACAGCUUUUCUUUUCCCCUCAAUACCGUUUGUGUUUAAGUAACAUAAUGAUGUUAAUGGGCUAAUACUGCCAGAGCAUUCAUCUUGUUGGAGUUGCAGUGACACUGAUUUACUGCCUUUGGCUUUGUAUCCCCAGAAAUCAAUUGUGAAUUUAUGUGCAGCUUUUGUUAAUGAGCAACAUAAACCACAGUAGUACAGGGGAGGCUGGAUGGGAAGGGUACAAGAAUGGUGCCUUUUCUUAUCUCUUCCCUUUUAAUCAAUGAGGCAAUAGCUGUUUUGAUCUAUUAGUUCUGAAACCACAGAAGCAUACUGUUUUAAAACAAGCUGUGCUAAGCCACACAUAACUGCAAACUCCACUUUUUACAUGGCAAUAUUUUCUCUGUUGCAUUAUUACAGAGGUGGCUGUGCUAUAAAAUUAAUCAGAACAGCCUAAAUGUUUUGCUGUUGACUUCUAUUAUUAAGAUGAUCCUGUGUGAAACAGGAUGUGGUUUUCCCAGCUCUUAGUUUCUCAGUAGUAUUUAAAAGGUGCAGUUGACUGGUGUGCAGCCUCUGCAGCCUGGAAACGGCUGGUUGGGGUUUUCUUCUAAUCUUAGGACCUGACAUGGUGAGAGACAGAUGCAGGGUGCUGUGCCAGAGUGGAGAGCUGCUGAUGCAGAGCCGCUGCUUGCAUGGAGGGGCUCCUAGAAGCCUGUUUGAGCUUGACUGUAGGACUUUGUGCUCUCACAGUGGGAGGGUGUAGCUCAGGGUUGAGAGAAACUCCACACCUCCCUUCUAGUUCAGAGAUUACAAGCUGAAAACACGAAGCUAUUUGUACCCUCAGGUCUAUACUUUUUACAGAGUAUUUCUUAGUCUGAGGUGACAAUGGCCAUGCCUGGGACUGCAGCAAGCAGAGCUAAACAACACCUGAAGAUUUAAAGGAGAGGAGCCCCAUGCCGCAUUCUAGUCCUUCUUGCAGAGUGAAAAGGGAUCUGCUGGUGUAGAGCACACUUUAACAUGCAUGUGGUGUCAAAGCUUCAGCUUACCCAGGGCUACCCCCGACAGGCAGGGCACUGUCCCACAGAGUGCUUCCAUUUGCAAACGGGUGAUGCUUCUCAGCAUGGAGAGCUGGACAAGUGUGCAUGGGAAUCCACGGGCUGCUGUCUCCUUCUCUAACCUCGUGCAGCAGCUCCUUGACUCUCCCUGUCUUGGCUGCUUUAUCAAAUGUGAACUGACAUCUGUUGCCUCUACACUGCACGCACCAGAGCACUUAAUACGUUCUCAGUGUAUAUCUUACAUGUAACUUAAUGCUGUGGAAUACAGCUCCUGUGUUGGCUGAAUGUACAAAAUGAUCUGCCUACAAUGUUCUCUUGUUCACAUUAAAACAGGUAAAAAAGAAAGAAAAAAAUCAAGCUUUUCAGUAUUGCACUAUAAGGAAAACUGCUUAUUUUUUCACAAGCAAGGUUGCAUGACUGUUUAAUUCUAUUUGUCUUUUAGGCAAGACCUUUGGAAAUGAAACUUAAUAAAACAUUGUGGUAAAACCUA